Molecule: messenger RNA, 1290 nt
Organism: Thecamonas trahens ATCC 50062
Lineage: Eukaryota; Apusomonadida; Apusomonadidae
Exons: 1
Coding region: 1-1290 (429 amino acids)
Molecular function (GO): nucleic acid binding; ATP binding
Source: RefSeq, a predicted model, not a curated record
AUGCUUGGCCUAGGCCUUUCGGCCGCAUGGGCAAGCGCCAUCGAGACGUUCCUCGUUCGCUCGCUGCCGGCUGCCUCGGCCAUCGCUCCUUCACCGCUCCAGGCCGCGCUCAUCCCUUACCUGUCGCGGACGCUUGACCCUGUCAGGGCCGGCAGAGGCGAGCCAUCGCCGGCACGCGGCGGACGCAACGGCCCUGCCGCCGUCCUCGCUGCUGAUACCAUCGGAUCCGGCAAGACCAUUGCGUAUCUGGCGCCGCUGCUUUCGUCGGGCGCCGACGCCGUGGUUGUCACCCCGACGACCCUGCUGGCUGAUCAGGUCACCGGCGUCGUCGACGGCAUCAUCGCCGAGCUCCCGCCGGCGGCCGGCGGCCGCACCGCCGCCCCAGGCUCUAGACUACGCAUCAUGCCGGUGGCAGAUUUGCCGCAGGCGCUCGUCGGCUCCUCCGCGCCGCUCGACGCGCUUGUUCUCGACGAGGUCGACGCACUCAUCCAGCCGCCGUCGCGCUACGCUGCACGGCAGCCGCCGCAGGCGCAGCCGAAACACACAUCCCACGACCUUCUCUCGCCUGCGGACCUCCGCGCCUCCAUCCGCAGCAUUGAUCCGGAGCACGGCGUCCUCGUCGCGGUUUCGGCCUCGAUCAAUGCCCCGCUGCGCCACAUGCUCCGCGAUCCGCGGCUCGGUCUGCGGCGUCCGUUUCUCCGGCUUGGCUCGCAACCGGGUGCCUCGCCGCUUCCUCCGUCGAUUGCCAUCACCAGCUUACCUGUCGCAGACCGCGAUGCCAAGCUGGAUGCCGUCGUGUCGCUGCUGUCAGCUUGCCCAGGCGCCAGUACACUGGUCGUUGUCGACUCGGACUCGCGCAUCGAGUCCGCCAUGGCCGCCCUCACCCGCGCUGGCCUCUAUCCAACACAACUUUUGGACCUCGGCUCGCUCUUGCAUCCGUCGGAUGUACCUCCUGCGCUUAUUGUGAGUGAUGCACCGUCUCUGCGCGGCCUCGAUCUGUCACAUCUCGAGCACGUGGUCAUCGCAUCUCGACGGCUCCCGCGGCCGCUGGCCAACUUUGCCCACAUCGCUGGCCGCGUCGGUCGCGCCUCGCAAGCCGCGUCGGCCACUCGUGUCACUGUCGCCGUCACUCCUGGCGAGUCGGUCAUUCUUGAUGGCAUGCUCCGUCAGCACCGUCGUGCGCUCUCCACCGCCCAAUCCGCCACUCCUGGUGCCGGCUCGGCCAGCAGCCCGCACCCCAGGCCUCGACGGGAGGCCGACCCGGCACCCGUCUUCCAGCACCCUUCGUAA